CAAGUCAUAGAGGACUUUUACUUUGAAAUUCCUACCGGAUGUCCCGUGUUGUGUGAUGUCAGUGCAGCUGAACUGGAGCGACAUCAGAUCCUGAAGUUGCGUUGUGUGUUAACGGAGCGGCGGCGGCGAUGUGGUCGGUUCAAUACCAAAUACUCGGACAACAUAUUCCUUUAAACCGGUAACAACCGGACAGUGAGCGGCUUCACAAGCCUUAGCGAGGUUAGACGAGGUCAUUUCGCUGACGACUUCAUACUUUCCCCCGGAGGCCUGGGGGGAAACACACACAGCGUUGAGCUAACGAGACGUAGCCACCAUGUCGUGGGAAGAAAUACCUUGUUGUUUUGCGGCCUCGGCUCUGUGCUCGCCUCUAGCCCGCUCACCUGCUCUCUGAUCCCGCUGGACAACAACACGAGCAGCGGUAACUUCAGCUGUCAAUGCAGCUCACAGUUAGCAUUGUAAAUUAGUCAACACCGACGGUUUUUACUCGUUAGCUUGCGGAGCCAUGGCGGACAGCUUUGGAGAGCAAUCCAGCAGCAGCGGUGCCCUUGGCUUAGCCGGUACCGGACAGGGCAGCGGAGCUUCACUGCCGACUUUGGCCAACUCUCUGCCGGCAGCCAGCGGCGCUCACUCCAGCUCGAACCCGUUCUCCCCUCCUCCCGCCGCGGCCGCGCACAGUGGCCUAACCGCUCUGGUGGCCCCUCUGUCCGCUGUCACUGCUACCUCUGCCGGGUUUGGGAACACGUUCACCCCGGGCUCCUCGCCACCGGUCGUGGCCAUGUCUCCGACCCUACACGCAUCCUUGCCUCUCCCCGGUGUCGGGCUGGGGGUCGGCGGGGUGGCAGGAGCGGACCUCCUGUCCCACAUCCACGCCACGUCCUGGGACCCGACUCUCAGCACGGACUGGGACAACGAGAAGGCUUCCCAGCAGUGCAUCCUGAGGAUAAAGAGGGAUAUCAUGUCCAUCUACAAGGAACCUCCACCAGGGAUGUUUGUCGUACCUGAUCCUCAAGACAUGACCAAGAUCCAUGCCCUGAUCACAGGGCCGUUCGACACACCGUACGAGGGCGGCUUCUUCCUCUUCCUGUUCCGCUGCCCCCCCGACUACCCCAUCCACCCACCGCGGGUCAAGCUCAUCACCACUGGACACAACACUGUCCGCUUCAACCCCAACUUUUACCGCAACGGCAAGGUCUGCCUCAGCAUUCUGGGGACAUGGACAGGCCCAGCAUGGAGCCCAGCCCAGAGUAUCUCAUCUGUCCUCAUCUCCAUCCAGUCUCUGAUGACCGAGAACCCCUAUCACAAUGAACCUGGCUUUGAACAGGAGCGCCACCCAGGGGACAGUAAAAACUACAACGAGUGUAUCCGCCAUGAGACCAUGAGGGUGGCUGUGUGUGACAUGCUGGAGGGUAAAGUCCCCUGUCCUGAAGCUCUGUGGAGUGUGAUGGAAAAGUCCUUCCUAGAAUACUACGAUUUCUACGAGGGGGUGUGCAAAGAGAGACUGCAUCUACAGGGACAGAACAUGCAGGACCCAUUUGGCGAGAAGCGCGGCCGUUUCGACUACCAGGGCCUAAUGGCUCGUCUCAGCGCCACCCACAGGCGAAUACGUGAGAAAACUUUGGCGGAGGAAAACCACAACGACGACGUCUCAGACUCAGACACCAGCUCCUCGGGGACGGACCCUGACAGCCAGGGCAGCUCCCAGCCCUGACUCCCUGGACAGUGGUGGACUCAAAGCCAGGCCAAGAACUAAAGACAAAGGGACCUUUUUUUUUUGUUUUGGUUGCAUUGGAGGAACAAAAUCACAGAAGAGAAUGCAGAGUUUAGUGAGUCCAGGGUUCAGGGUUUGGAAUCAAGCUUCUGUUGUAUGGCUGCUUCAGAGAGAGAGAAGAAUUGGUAGUGCUCUCCUGACAACAGGAAAUGAGCACCAUCCGCUAGUCAAAUGCUGGUAAAUCUAGGGUGGAGCGGCGUAUUUGUGCUACUUUUGUAGCUAACCAGCUGUCAUUUUGAUGUCCUGUUUGAUUCUAAAAUUUGUCGGCUGCCCAAAUGCCCGAAAGAUGUUAACCAGCCAUUGUUGCUUGUGGAUAUAAAAGAUUAGUUUCAUGGCUCAAACCUUUUGAAUGCAUAUAUGCAGAUUAUUGCAACAUUCUAAGGCAGUUGUUCCACUUUAACCCACAAACCCAAAACAGAUGCCCAGUCAGUUUUUAUACUCCUUACUGAGAAAAGACUGUCUGAUGGGAAUCGACGAGGAGAAGGCCUGGAGCUAAAAAAAUUGGCAUGUUUGAGCCAGACGAAGGGACCUUAUAUUGGGAACGUCGGGGUAACUGGCCAGUGGAGGUUGAUGGUGUUCAUCACAGCAGGCUCUCCUUCAAAGUCGCCCUGUCUUCUUUAAAAUUCAAAGAUGGACCUUUUAACAAACGGAAGGUAGUUGGAGAAAGGCUUUCGUGAGUCACGUGCCUCGUCUCCUCUGGGCAGGGUGAAGCCACGUCACAGCUCUUUCAUACUGAACCUCAGCCGCCUCUAUAACCAGGCCACAAAAAAACAUCAGCAGCUCGCUAGUCUGAGUACAAUGAUUCCUGUGUAUUAUACAAAAACCUCUGCUUAGAUUUCAGUUCUAAUAGUGCUGUUGAGUUGACAGUAAAUCUGUUUACCAGAUAAGAAGCAGUUAGAGAAAUGUCACAAUGUUUCAUUGACAUCCUCCACCUUUAUACCCUUUUUGUUUAUACCCUCUUUUUGUCUGUUUUCCUCAUUGUUGUGCUGAAACUAAUGCUAAUUUGCAGUGUGUAGGGUGCAUCGUUUAUUUGGAAACCCUGCCGUUCUUUGGGUUGCUGGCUCUUGUGAUUAACCCGUCAAGAUAUAAACCAAACUAUCCUAUGCUUUAGCUAGAUCCACCCGGGCUCGGGGGGAACUAAUGGAGGCAAGCAAAAGUAACUUUCCAUGUGAUCACACUGUAAGUGACUCAGUCGCGCUGUUAAUGAGGGCCAACCAAAGCCUUUGGGGGCCUUAUUUCGGAAAAGAUAUGUACGGUAGUCACCGGAGUCAACUCACCUCUCUAUACACAGAGGGCAAUGUAAGCCUCUUACUGCUUUGGUAUCGGUUUCUAAAUAAUUUGAUUUAAUACUUGGAGCUUUUGUUGAAAAGAAACCGAUGAAAACCUGCCCUCCAAUAAUUCGCAUACCAAUAUUCGUCAUUUCACAUGCGUGCCCCUAGAUGUAAGCCCCGAUUUGGGUUUGACGUUCCAAAAUCACAUCAAUAGGGGAAAUAAUGACGCAAUGAAUAAAUCUGAUCAGCAAGUUUCACACAGUGAAAUGAACGGACUCGUUGACAGCAUAGUUUGCAGUGUGAUCACAGGGAGACGUGUUCUCUAGAAAGAGAAGAGAAGGGAGCAUGGCUUUAUGAGUGGAGAAGUCCAUCUUGACACAAUACUCACGUCCUAUGUACGUCGAAUGUGUUAUCGGUUGCUGUAAUUAUUCAACCUGUUCACACUGGCCGUGAAAACAUCAAGUGGGUAUGUUCGUACGACGUCCUGGUGGUCAGGUGUAGGUUUAUUGCUAUAUUUGGUGCCUGCUUUGCAACUACCAGGAUGUUACAGUAUCUGAGCCCCAGCAGAUGGAUUCCACGCUGGAAACAUUGUCAGUGGAAAGUACAAUUUUUCCAGGUUAACUUGUCAGCUGAAUAUUAGGGAGGGAUCUGUUCAUGGCCAGUAUGACCAGGAGGAAUGAUUAUACCGAGUAACCAAUACCAGUAACUCUUCCAAACACACAUACAUACAUAUAUACAUACAUACAUACAUACAUACAGUACGUGAGCAUCGUAUUGAGAUAAGAGUUGAGAAAAAUCUGAACGUAUCCUUUUAAAGGAAUAGUUUGAUAUUUUGGGAAAUAUGCUUAUUGACAUCCUUGCCAAGAGUUGGAUAAGAACGAUACUACUCGCAUGUCCGUACAGUAAAUAUGAAGCUACAGCCAGUUAGCUUAAAAUGAAGACUGUAAAUAGGGGGGGAAUAGAGCUAGCCUGUCUCUGUCUGAAGGUAACCAUCCACAUACUAGCACCUCCAAAACUCACCAAUUAACACAUUGUUUAAUCUGUACAAACCAAAGUGUAUAAACCCAGUAUAUGUCUGGACCGUGUACAGUCAGUCUGUGAAUUUGUGGCUAAAUUGCUAUACAAAUAAUCAGCGGUCACAUCUAUAGUGUUAAAUCCAGCGGUACAUGUCCACAAGGUCCGGUGAGGAUACUAAGGGACGCAACACGGCGGCCUGCUCGUAAACUAUCCCGUCUAAAAAAUCCACCAAAAUCUACUCGUGAAAACAUUUUAAGCGAGAAAUGGACUAUGAUGUCACUGCUGAAUCUGGUUUCAAUUUAGAACUAGAUCGCCCCAGUUUCACAGCUUCGUCCAAGUUUCGUGAGCCGGAAGCGUCGCGCUGGACGGGCUCAUUUGCAUAACGGACUGUUCCUGCCUUUUUUUAUUUUGAAAAAGCAACGGCACAAUGAGGAAACUCAUCAAACACUCUGCCAACCAAUUGUGUAACUUCACAACUUCUUCAACUUGCGUUUGUAGGGCUGGCCCUCUGCGGUCCAGACAAAAAUGACAAUUUGCCAUUUUAAAGGGGGAGUAUGUGCCAAGAAAGAAUCCGGUACAUAACCCCCCAUAAAACCAUAAAACAUUGUUUUUACAUUUUGUACGGAUUAAACAAGAGGUUACGUGUUAAUAACUGAGCAUAGCGAUAGCGAUGUGCUUUCCUUCGCUGUGACGAGUGUGUUGAUGGAUGAAGCAUUUACUCAUUUAGCAGCUGGCUACUUAGCUAGCUAACAAUAGCUUGCUAAUUCCACCAUGCUUUCAUGCUAACGUUACUCCGGUUACAGGAAAUGAGCAGAACAGCGGCAGCGCUGGGUCUAGGUCCCUCCUCCCCGUCGCUGGGAAACUACUUUGACCGGAAGGAGAGCGCUCGCUCAUUUGCCCAUUUUUUUAGCAUUUUUUAGCAAUUAUGCUAUCCCCUUCCUGUUUUGAUGCCGGUAGAUGUGGUCGGGCUAGCUAGCUAGCUAGUUAGCUGUUGGACUGUGAGAGCUAUUAUGUGAGAGGAAAAGGGGAAUUCAUAUCUCAUGUUGCGAUAGUUUCAUUUCGGCUGUAGCCUCAUAUUUAGCCGAUAGGGAGAGUGGUAACAACAUUUUUGCGUACUACUCCUUUAAGUCCGAAUACAGACUCUUCAGCAUGCAACCCUUCUUGCACUCUUUUCAACAUGGUGAGACAAGGGGUCGGACAAGUGAACGACGUUUUGUGCUUGUUGUAUUUCCUUUCUGCCUUCCAUUGUCCUCCAGUGUCUGUCUUUAGCUCUCCGCAUCCAUGCUGACGGAGAGAGGAGCAGUUUGCUUCUGCUGUCAGUGUUCUGUCAAACCCCUGGUCCACCGGCACAGGUUAGGUUCAAAUGGGAUUACUAAUAUAGGGCAUUCCUUUUUAUUUGUUUUAUUAUGUUAUAGAAUGGUUAUAUGAGAAGCAGCUCCUAUAGCAGAAUAUAUGUGAUUGCCAAAAUGUUGAUUGCAACACACUUCCUGAAGUGGAAGUUAAAGAGAUCAUAUCCCUGUUUGGUUGUGUUGUGUUGUGCUUAAAGCAGGGUUCUUCUGUGGCUCCAUAAAGCCUGGAUUACUGACAUGUCAUCAUGUCCAGCUCUGCAAAAAUGUUGGCAUUGUACAGAAGUUCUGGAAAAGUACAGAAUAAAAUGUUGUUCAGUCCUGAUA
Molecule: messenger RNA, 5729 nt
Organism: Sebastes umbrosus (honeycomb rockfish)
Lineage: Eukaryota; Metazoa; Chordata; Actinopteri; Perciformes; Sebastidae
Gene: ube2z
Product: ubiquitin-conjugating enzyme E2Z
Exons: 7
Coding region: 503-1708 (401 amino acids)
Biological process (GO): negative regulation of apoptotic process
Cellular component (GO): nucleus
Molecular function (GO): cysteine-type endopeptidase inhibitor activity; ubiquitin conjugating enzyme activity
Source: RefSeq, a predicted model, not a curated record